GUGUGCGUGUGUGUGUAUGUGUGUGUGUUGAGUGUGGACUGAAGCGUCAUUCUCCUCCUUUCUUCCUUUCAGUGAACGCGCAUCACUUGUGAAAAACGGCGCUCGAGACGCAGAAGUUUUCUUGUCUGUCGGCUCGUCUCCAUUCGCUCCGCUCCGCUCUCCCGCGAUUUCCUUCCGUACUUCCCGGUUUCAUUUUUAUCCUCAUCCUCACUUUCUGUUUUUUUUUUCUGACUCGAGGAUUCAGUCGGGGUGUACUGGCUAACACUGGGCGUAGCUGGAGAGGAUUUUGCUAGCUCGUCGCUGCACUGACUGACCAGAGCUUGCUGUCUCCAGAAAGCCUGUAGACCUGUGGCCAUCCUGCGAGAUUUAAGUCAAUCAGCCCUGCCCUGCAGAGACGGAUCACUACCAUUCUAGGGGAGAUGAAGCCGGAUGGGGUUGCCACGGCAGCGCUGGAGCCAAUGGAAGCAUUGGAAUCCAAUCCAGAAAAUGAGGCAACACCAGCCGUGGAACAGGACCCCAACCAGGCAGCCAGUCCGGCGGGAGAGGAGAUGCCACAGCAGCCUGUAGGAGAGACGGGCCAGGUGGAACCCGAACCAGAACAGGCCAAGGAAACCCCAGCUGCCAAGACCAGCAGCAAGAGUUCAGGAGACUCCAAAGCCAAGACUACCAACAAGGCCACAGCCAAGACAAAACCUACCACAGCUAACCCAACGAAGACCACAUCUGGCUCACGGCCCAACACUUCUCAGAGCCGCCUCUCAAAUGGCGUGUCUAAGCCUCAGACCAAUGGAGUGGCUAAGAAAUCCACACCUGCUCUGGACAAAAAGAGCACCCCGACCUCAGCUUCCUCCAAAAAACCAACAGGAACUGCUGGAGCCCCAGCUUCCAAGAGCAAAGUGGGUGAGAAGAAAGCUACAGGGGCUGCCCCCGCCACCAAUGGUGCAAAAUCAACGACCGGACCAACAGCAGCCAAGAGGACGCCAUCCACAACUGCUAAUGGUGUCAAAACCAGCACCACUGCAGCUGCUAAAAAGCCCCCAGCUCCCAAACCUGCCGCUGCAACUCCCACAAAGCCCAGCUCGACUGCCUCACCUAAGCCUGAUAAGCCCCCUGUUUCCAAGACAACCAGGCCCACUGCCGGCACAGCAGCAUCGUCUCGUCCAACCACAGGCUCGACCCGGCCACCCACUGCCAGCACAACCAAGAGCUCCCCAGCUACAGCCAAACCUGCCACCCCUAAAACUUCCACCACUGCCAAGCCUGCUGCCUCCAAACCAACCUCCACUACCCCCUCUGGUGGCAAAGCCCCAACAUCACAAACAUCCAGGACUUCAACCCCUGUGAAAAAAGAUGUUACCAAACCGGCCACCGCAGCAGCCAAAAAGUCUGCAGAUUCUCCCCUUACCCGUGCUGCAUCUACAACAAAGUCAACAAAACCUGAGACCCCCAAAUCCGCCUCAAAAUCAGAUGUCACCGCCAAAAAGCCUACUGCUACUAAGGCUGCAGACACAAAGACACCUAAAAGCUCCAAAACACAAGAGAGUAGGCCCACACCUUCCAAGACGCCUGGCUCCAAAACGGCUGCAGGCAAGACCUCCAGCCCCAAGAAAACUGUGGGCAGCAGCACCCCCACUCCAGUGAAACGUGGCCCCAAAACUGCAACAAUUGCUGAACCCGAGAAGGAAAUUGCUGCAGCUGUAGCUGCUGCGGCAGCCAUCGCUACUGCAGCAGCAGUUAUUGCCGGACCACAGGAACCAGAACCUCCUGCAGAAGUAGCUGUGGAGCCUGUUGCUGCAGCUCUUGAAGCUGUACCAGAAAAAACUUCAGAGCCCACACCAGAACCAGUCUCAGCACCAGUGUCAGAGUCUGUGCGUGAACCAACACCAGAACCUGUACGUGAACCAACACCAGAACCCGUACGUGAACCAACACCAGAACCCGUACGUGAACCAACACCAGAGCCUGUACGUGAACCAACACCGGAGCCCGAACGUGAACCAACACCGGAGCCCGUACGGGAACCAACACCGGAGCCCGAACGUGAACCAACACCAGAGCCCGUACGGGAACCAACACCUGAGUCCGAACGUGAACCAACACCUGAGCCCGUACGGGAACCAACAACAGAGCCCAUACGGGAACCAACACCGGAACCCGAACGUGAACCAACACCAGAACCUGUUCGUGAACCAACACCAGAACCCAUACGAGAACUAACACCAGAACCUGUACGGGAACCAAGUCCAUACCAAGUACGGGAAAUAUCUCCAGAACCCCCUGUCGAACCCUUUACUCAGCAGAUGUCAGCAGAGCCAGAACUACAAGUCCAUGAACCACUCUCCAGUGUUCAGCUGUCAGCCCAGUCGGACCUUUUCAAAUUUGAGGAGUCUGCCAACGACUCAGUUCCUUCCCUGGGAACAACUGUCAUGUCUCCUCCUUGUUCCCCACCAGGCCCCGUUUCUCCUGUCAGAGAGCCACAGGACGCCUCCUCUCUGCUGGACAUGCAUGUCCAGUCUGAUCCCUGGGACAGGAGCCAGCCCCUGGCCUCGUAUGAAAUUCCUUCCCAGAGCGCGGUCAGUAUGAUGAACUUCCAGAUAGAAGAGGAAAAGGAGAAUAAAGAACACUUUGAGGAACAGGAGACAAGGGAAGAGGAAGAGGAGGAGGAAGAGAAGGAGAACCUCUUUAUGCCUACCUCCAUGGCUCCACCUGCAGAGGCCUUUAGUAUGAUGGCUCAACCUCACUCGCCUAUGGAUGAUUUCAUCACUAGGGGCCUGAUCUCCCCUCAUGAAAAGGAGGAGGCAGUGGAAAAGGCUGAUGAAGAGAUCAAUGAGGAUGAUGAUGAAGAGGAGGAAGAUGAAGAUGAGGAACAGAGGAGACUAGGCCAUCAGCCGUCAUCCAUGAUCACCGACAUGAGCAUGUCUCAGCCCUCUGAUGAGUUCCAAGUCCGGUCCUCAGCCUUUGGCGGUUCAGCAGGUUGGCACGGUGACGACCUGCUGUCUGGGAUGGACUCUGAGGACGUGAGCAGCUGCACCAGCAGUCGACUGCAGGGAGUGUCUGACCUCAGCAGCACCCAGCACACUGCAAUUUUGGAGGGCACCCAGAGCUCAGACGCGCUGGUCGACUCAAGCCUCCGUGGCUCUGAGGGAGAUGGUAAUCUCAUGUGUUCACCCAACGUCGAAACCCUGGCCAACGAGGAGGACGAGGACGAGGACGAAGAGGAUGAGCGGGUGGAUGAUAUGGACCUGAGUUCAGAGAGAGUAGAGGAGCAUCACAAGGUGUUCCAGCAGCAGGAACAUGAUGAGGAGGAUGAUGAAGAUGUAGAGAUGCACAGUGAAGGCGUGACAGAGAGCUGUGGGAAUGCAGAUGAAGAUGACUUUAAUGAGGAGGAACGUUUAGACAACCUCAAUCGCUCUGUUCCUCCACCUUGCAUGCCCCCAGCCUCCUCCUGGGGUCAGACCAACCCCUUCUGUGAUACCUGGGGUCAACCAGCCUCGCUGCUCUCUGUCUCCUCCCCCAGCCCUCUAUCUGACCAUGGUGCAGCUGAAUCUGAAACACCAACUCUGUCUCCCGCCAAGGCGUGUUUGGACAGCAGUGGCCCUUCCUUUGCUCCUCAGUCAGAGGAAGAGCCCCAGCAGCAGGAGGAGAUGAAGGGUUCAGCCAGCGAGGAGGCUCACAUCCUGCUUGCUGCCCCAGCUGUAGGCAUGUCUCAGUCCAGCACUCUGAGUGGCACCGGUCUGGCUGCCCACAGCAGCAGCGAGACGAGCACACCUGAGGAACUCCGCGAUUACGACAGCAGCUCUGGGGUGGAGUCCCGUUCAGACAAGCAACAGACUCCAGUGCCUGCUUCAGUCCAGCCUGACAUGGAGCAGGACCUGGGUAUCCACUUGGAGAAAGGCGAUGGAGAAGAAGAGGAGGCUGAGACACUCCCUGCCGACGAGGUCCUGGGAACCGGACCCCCAACUGCUCCGGCGUCCGCCCCGUCUUCCCCCUCCACCUCGGGAGAUGAGGCCAGUGAUACAGAGGGUGAGAUGCAAAUAAACGACCCAGAUGCGCCGAUGAUGAUGGGUGAGAGCGCUGGAUUUGAAAGCCCCACUCCCACCUGUAAUCUGCCCGCUCUUGAGGAGGAUGAGGAGGCGGGCGACACACCCGCCGGAGAGGGCGAAGAGGACGGAGGCGGGGCAACCCCUCAGUCAGCCAACUCUGUGGCAUCUUACGGCUUCGACUGCACCACAUCCAACUCCAACGCCCACUCCAUGGCCGAGAGCUGCGGAAAGAGCCCGGGGAUCUUCUCCCUGGAGAACGAGGAGCAGCUGCCUGAGGAGGCCAAGGACCCCUCCCUCAUCAAGGAGCUGACCCUGCCAUCAGCUGCUGCCGCCGCUGCCCAGGCAGAGAACCUCCUGGGUAGACCCGUGGACCUGAUGCCUCUGGGCCUCCCAGGAGACAUCCAGUCCAGUUUCGAUGAGCACCACUACAUGCUGGGGGGGAAGGUUGCAGCAGACCACCUUGGGAAGACGAUCCGUUGGAGCCCACUCACCAUCUUGUGGCUGAGGAAUCUGGAGACACCGGCGACAACCAGCCGCCGUACUACUCGACCAUUUGUGAUAAGACUGAUAGUUUUCUGGCAGGUAAUGUAUAAGUCCCUCCUAUUACCCCCGGAAUGCACCUUUUCCCCGCAACCCUCCCCUUUUACCUGUUGUUCGUUUUCUCUCCAGUUGGGUUAGAUGGCUUAGAAGAAAAAAAAAAAAAAGGAGAGCAAGAUUGUAGGAAAAGAUUUUAAAAAAAUGAACAAAGGAGAUGGGAAAAAAAUGACUGUAGCAAUUUUUAAAUGAAGCCUCCCUCUUUCAUACUGUUAUGGUCAUGGUUAUGAGUGUAUGGCUUAAACUCCUUUAUGUACAGUAGCCACUACCAUUUUCUAGUAGAAUGUUCUUUUUAAGUAACACUGCAUAUCCUGUAGCCCCUGAUGGGGUAUUGACUGAUUGGUCCAAUGUGACUGAGCUUUUAAACCGAAAAAGAAAAAAAAACAAACAGAUGGAAUGAAAUGGACUCAUUGUGUAUUUAUCCUACUGUUUUUACCGAACAAAUGUCAAUGAUUUUUUUUUUUUUUUGGUUUUGUAUUUGCUUAUUUGUUUAUUUUUGUUUGUUUUGUUCUGUUAAAACCUGGUCCUCCCUACCCUGUGUACACACGCUUCAUGUUCAACAGCACCAUAGCGAUAGUCACAUGCUCCUUUUUAAAAGGUUGUGUUCUUGUUUCAAGACUUUUAGCUGUCAAAAUAAAGGCUAGAUAUUAACACGGCUGUUUAGCCCUUACAGAUUUGUUGAGGUAGGUAUGGGAGUAUUAGAUUGCAGUUGGUGAAGUUUUUACUGUGUGCUUCAAGAGGUUCUGCGCUCUUUGCAUAGGUCGUUAAGGUAUAUAAAGUGCAGUCACGUACAGUAUGUGUUUCAGGCGUUUUGGUUUUAAGUGGCUAAGCUUCAAGCCUCAGUUAGCUGAUCAUUUGUGUUCCAGAAGAGACUAACAACUAGCCUAUUAUUUGUGAUGAGACCCUGCAUUGUCCUACAUUGCUAUCACAGCUUUACACUCGCUGAAACGUUUUCAUAGUGGGCGUUUGGUUUACUAUUUCAACAGUAUAUUGCAUGUUUAACUAACAAAAAGACUGUGUACUACCUUGAAUUUGAAACAAUUCUACACUAGACAUGUUCAUAAAUGAAUGGUUCACACUAGGUUAUCUUUCAAAAUUCCAUUAAAACAUCAUUGCAAGGCA
Messenger RNA from Seriola aureovittata, 5759 nucleotides. RefSeq names its product proline rich 36b (gene prr36b). Bases 420 to 4721 code for a protein of 1433 amino acids. The record is from RefSeq and is a predicted model, not a curated record. The transcript has 5 exons. Lineage: Eukaryota; Metazoa; Chordata; Actinopteri; Carangiformes; Carangidae.